UCUGCUCCUGCCGUCCCCGCUGCAGUGCAAAGGGCAGUGCAAAGGGCUCGAAGAUGGCUGGCUGGCAGAGCUAUGUGGAUAACCUGAUGGGCGAUGGCUGCUUCCAGGAGGCCGCCAUUGUCGGCUACUGCGACGCCAAAUACGUCUGGACAGCCACGGCUGGGGGCGUCUUCCAGAGUAUCACACCAGCAGAAAUAGAUAUGACUGUAGGAAAAGGCCGGGAAGGUUUCUUUACCAACAGCUUGACUCUUGGUGCAAAGAAAUGUUCAGUGAUCAGAGAUAGCCUAUACGUUGAUGGUGACUGCACAAUGAAUAUCCGGACAAAGAGUCAAGGUGGGGAGCCAACAUUCAAUGAUGCUGUUAGCAGAGCUGGUAGAGCACUGGUUAUAGUCAUGGGAAAGGAAGGUGUCCAUGGAGCCUCACUUAACAAGAAAGUGUAUGAACUCUCUUUAUACCUUAGGAGGUCUGAUGUGUAAGCAGCCUCUCCCUUCUAUCUACCAAAUGUCUUCAUCACCACCCCAAUUACAAUGACAGCACUACCAGACUGUAUGUAGAUG
Messenger RNA from Myodes glareolus (Bank vole), 557 nucleotides. The record is from RefSeq and is a predicted model, not a curated record. NCBI's taxonomy places the organism in Eukaryota, Metazoa, Chordata, Mammalia, Rodentia, Cricetidae.